This is a messenger RNA of Lathyrus sativus (Indian pea), 321 nucleotides long. The record is from the annotation of a GenBank genome assembly. NCBI's taxonomy places the organism in Eukaryota, Viridiplantae, Streptophyta, Magnoliopsida, Fabales, Fabaceae.
AUGCAGGGCAAGGCAAUAAGCACAGAGUUACAUAAACCUAACAACACAACGAAUUGCGUGUCCGUGUCGUUUCCUUUGGUUCUUUCUUUCUCACUGACACAAACACAUCUUGUUCUUCAAAACUUUCCUUCGGUUACGUUUUCACCGCGUUUUGCUUCUUCAGGCAAGUUGAAAGGAAAAAUUUGGCAGAAAAUUGAGGGUUUAGGUUUAUGUCGAUCAUGGAAAAUGCAUCAGUGGUUCAUGUUAUUGUUGUUUGUUAUUUUGUGGCAGUUCAUCAUCUUGUUGCUUUUAGUGGGUCCUUUAGGUUUGACUUUUGACUAA